Molecule: messenger RNA, 1167 nt
Organism: Peronospora belbahrii
Lineage: Eukaryota; Oomycota; Peronosporomycetes; Peronosporales; Peronosporaceae
Source: the annotation of a GenBank genome assembly
AUGUUCCGCUGCCGGGUUACUGCUUUCCAGUCGCAACGGUGCCGUCGGUUCUCCCAAUGGAAAUACAGGAACAAUGACAAUGGACACACAUCAAAUAAAAUCACUGGCAGUACUUUCUUUUCUGGAAUCUGGAAGAUCCCGGCCACGUUAGGCUUUGCAUUCAUCGGGUUUUUGCAGUGGCAGCACCUGACCCAGACGACGGACGAGGAGCGCAAGACUCAUCCAGCGGCAGCAUUGCGUCGUCUUCCUGGUAGUAAUUAUACGGCGUUUGAGAAUACGAUGGCCACGGAGCGUCAAUUGCAGUCGCUCAAGCUCUUCCCGUAUCGUGCUGUGAGUCGACUUUGGGGAGAGGUUCACAAUAAGGAGCUACCAAUGUGGCUGCGUGAACCUGUGUACAAAGCGUGGACCGCCGUGUUUGACUGUAAACUGGACGAGAUGAAGUACCCGCUUCGAAACUACGCUAAUCUCGGUGAAUUCUUCUCACGACCACUGAAAGAUGGUGCUCGUCCGUUUGAUAGAACUCCAGGUCAUCUUGCGAGUCCCGUCGAUGGAACAGUAGCCUCGAUCGGUGAGGUGGAUGACUCAAACAAUGUACCGCUUUUGGAACAGAUUAAAGGCGCACGCUACAGACUAGACGAGUUCAUUGGCGACCUGCCGUCGUUCUUUGCUGAUAAAACAUUGGGUAAAAAGAUGUGUUACUGUGUACUGUAUCUUGCACCAGGCGAAUACCAUCGCAUCCAUGCUCCUGUGGACUGGCAGGUUGAUGAGCGCCGUCAUUUUCCAGGAAACCUUUUUCCUGUUAACCAUAAUGCUGCCCGGCUUAUCCCGAGUCUAUUUGUGGAAAAUGAGCGAGUGGCUUUGCUUGGUAAAUGGGAGCACGGCUUUUUUUCUCUUACAGCUGUUGGCGCAACCAACGUGGGUUCCAUAGUUAUCACGAAAGAGCCUGAAUUUUGCACUAAUACUGCCGCACAAGAUUUUCUGGUAGGCCAGUGUAUUGCUAACAAGUACAGCGACCAUUGUCAUACAGCACGCGGCGAGGAAAUGGCACAGUUUAAGCUUGGCUCUACGGUUGUGUUGGUGUUUGAGGCUCCCACGUCGUUCCAAUUCACUAUCAAGCCAGGUGACAAGCUAUUGCUUGGCAAAUGUAUCGGAAAGGUAGUGGCGUGA